Molecule: messenger RNA, 8753 nt
Organism: Cygnus atratus (black swan)
Lineage: Eukaryota; Metazoa; Chordata; Aves; Anseriformes; Anatidae
Gene: CLIP2
Product: CAP-Gly domain containing linker protein 2
Exons: 17
Coding region: 1656-4679 (1007 amino acids)
Biological process (GO): cytoplasmic microtubule organization
Cellular component (GO): cytoplasm; nucleus; microtubule plus-end
Molecular function (GO): microtubule plus-end binding
Source: RefSeq, a predicted model, not a curated record
UUAUUCCUGUCUCACUUUCCUGACUAAAUUCUUCCCUGCUGCUGUUUUAUCCUUCCCCCACGUUCUCUUAUCCUCCCUCCAUCCAUAUUCCUGUCUGUGGAUUCAACUAGCCACUAGUUUUGUUUGGGAGAUGCAGCAUCCCUAGCUUUCUUACUCCAAGCACGGCAUCAAACCCCAUAACUGGAAGGUUAUGAGGCAGUGAGCUGUGUAAACCAGGGGUGAGGCCAUACUGUGAAGAGAGCAAUGCGUUCAGUCAGAGGUGGUGGAGGUGGGCGAGAUCUCUUGGUAGAGCCCAUCACCCUUCCUAACAAUCAGAGUUCCUCACCUCCAGAUUCUGUUGCUUAUUUAUCUCCCUAUUUCAUACUAAAUAGAGCUGGGGACUGCAGCCUCAUGUGCAGCUCUGUGGCAGCGCCCGGGCCUGGCUGGCUCAGUCGCAGGCAGGCUGCUUUCUGCCUUCCUUAACACGAGCUGCUUGCUCUUGGCCAUCGGUUCUGAUCUGUUUGGAUCCUCUCGGCAUCCAAGCAGCCGUGAUUGCUGUGUAGACUGAAUAUUCCCAAGUUGUUGCAGUCCUGAAGCUGCCCCAGGUUUUGAACACCCAUAAUGGGGAGCGUGGGGAAGAGAUGGGGCCUGAUCCCUUGGGUUUUCACACAGGCUCCCUCCCCAGUCUAUCUACUCCUGAUUCCCCCUUCUUUGUCUCUUUAAGCUGCUGCUAGAUGACUGUUAUUGCCAAAACACUUUGGUGUCUCCGGUUUUGUGAGCACUCAGGAAUAGUUUUGGAAUUCUCCUUGUGGUUUCUCCUCCCCUGUGUGUCUGCCUGCAGCUUACCCUGGAGCCCUGCCAGCACCCCCUCACUCAGACCUGACUUGCCCUGAAAUCCUUACUCAUGCCUUAAUCACUUCCCGGCCCUGCUAUUGCAGUCCCCCCCUCGCAGCAUCUGCAAGUCUUUGCUACGUUAGUUCUCUGCGAAGCUGCAUGCAUGGGCCUGCCUCCUUCCUUGGCCUAGGAAGCAGGCCUGGGUGUCCCCUGCCUUCGGGCUGCUCCCUGUGCUCUCUCCUAGCAAUUCCCUUUGCUUCUGAUGUUGCCUCAGCUCACUUUUCUGUGCCACCUUCUUCUGUCUGCAUCCCAGCCUGCUUAGUCAGAGAACCUUAGCUUCCUUUUUGCUGAUAGUUUCAAUUUUGUGAUUGUUUUUCUUUAUCCUUUUUAGGAAUGUGGGUUUUUUUUCAUUUUUCAGCAGCCUAGUCAUUUCCUUUAUUUUCCUUUUUUUUUUUUUCAUCACCCAACUUUUUGUUUGAGGAGCUGUGUGCUUGUUACAUGCUAGCAAUGCUACAUGCAUUUGGAGGUCUUAUUCCAUUUGCUUACCGGGAAGGGAAUGGCAUAGGGAAAUGCUUGUUUUCUAAACCCUUACUUUCUGUAACAAGGUUUUAGAUUUAUCCUUAAUGAAAGGAGCUGAAAGCCCAGUCACAAACACUGGCCUCUUCCCUCUUCCUCCUAUCAGUUUGGGAAGGCUGCCCUGAAGUUUUGUGAAAAUGGGGGCCAUGCAACAAAGGUCUGUGACGAUGGAAGAGAAAGUCCAUCAUCGAGAAGCCUGAACGGAGAUACCAGGACAGCAUUUGAAACCCUGGAGAUACUAGUCUGACAUACAGGAGGCAGCAAAUAUGUUGAAGCCAAGUGGACUUAAAAUCCCCGGCAGGGCAGGGAAGCACUCCAGCCCAGUGGGACGAGCGUCGGGGACGACUGCAGCUGCUGUCACCACUGGUUCAAAAGAAGGCUCGCCCUUACACAAGCAGGGUACCACCUCCACCGCCAGCGCCGAGAAGUCGGGCUCAAAGGUCGCCGAGGUGGGCGACGAUUUCCUGGGAGACUUCGUGGUGGGCGAACGCGUCUGGGUGAAUGGAGUGAAGCCAGGAGUGAUCCAGUACCUCGGGGAGACGCAAUUUGCUCCGGGCCAGUGGGCAGGGGUCGUUCUGGAUGACCCGGUGGGUAAGAAUGACGGCUCGGUCGGUGGAGUGCGUUACUUCGAGUGCCAGCCGCUGCAGGGGAUCUUCACCCGACCGUCCAAGCUGACGCGGCAGCCGGUGGCCGAGGGCUCGGGGAGCGACGCCCCCUCCGUGGACUCUCUCACGGCCCAGAACUUGUCGCUGCACUCGGGGACGGCCACGCCGCCCCUCUCCACCCGUGUCAUCCCCCUGCGGGAGAGCGUCCUCAACAGCGCCAUGAAGACGGGCAACGAGUCUGGAUCGAACCUCUCGGACAGCGGGUCUGUGAAAAAAGGGGAGAAGGACUUACGGCUUGGAGAUCGUGUGCUGGUUGGCGGGACAAAGACAGGAGUUGUUCGCUACGUGGGAGAGACGGAUUUUGCCAAAGGAGAGUGGUGCGGCGUGGAGCUGGACGAGCCCCUGGGGAAGAACGACGGGGCUGUGGCUGGUACCAGGUAUUUCCAGUGCCCCCCCAAGUUCGGCCUCUUUGCUCCCAUCCACAAGGUGAUCCGGAUCGGCUUCCCAUCUACCAGCCCUGCCAAGGCCAAGAAGAGCAAACGGAUGGCCAUGGGGGUGUCUGCCUUAACCCACAGCCCCAGCAGCUCCUCCAUUAGCUCCGUCAGCUCCGUGGCAUCGUCCGUCGGGGGCCGGCCCAGCCGCAGCGGGCUGCUGACAGAGACCUCCUCACGUUAUGCCCGAAAAAUCUCUGGCACCACGGCUCUGCAGGAGGCGCUGAAGGAGAAGCAGCAGCACAUCGAACAGCUGCUGGCAGAGCGUGACCUGGAGCGAGCUGAAGUUGCCAAAGCCACCAGCCACAUCUGCGAGGUGGAGAAGGAGAUUGCCAUCAUGAAGGCCCAACACGAGCAGUACGUCACAGAGGCAGAGGGAAACCUCCAGCGGGCACGAGCACUGGUGGAUGGAAUGCAAAAGGAGAAGAUCGAACUGCUGAACCAGCUGGAAGAAGAGAAGAGGAAAGUGGAGGACUUGCAGUUCCGCGUGGAGGAAGAAUCCAUAACGAAGGGGGAUUUGGAGCUAACCACGGUAGCAGAGAAGUCCAGAAUCCUGCAGCUGGAGGAGGAGCUGAGCCUCAGGUGCAGCGAAGUGGAUGAGCUCCGGCAGUGCCUGAGGAGCUCUCACCAGGCAGAGGCUCCCGAGCAUCACCUUGGCUUGCAGUCAGAGGCUCUUCGGUUACGUGAUCAGCUGCUGUCUGCCAACAAGGAGCACCAGAAGGAGAGCAGCCAGCUAAAGGAGAAGUACGAGAAGACACUAAAGAAGUACCAGCAGGAGAUGGAGAAGCUGAAAGCCAUCAAUGAGAAGUAUUCGCAAGAAAUCGUUGACCUAAAGCAUAAGGUUCAGCAAGCCACUAACGAGAACAUGGGGCUCAUGGACAACUGGAAGUCCAAGCUGGACACGUUAGCUUCUGACCACCAGAAGUCUCUGGAGGACCUCAAAGCCACACUGAACACUGGCCCCGACACCCAGCACAAGGAGAUCGUGGAACUGAAGGCAGUGGUGGAGAGUAUAAAGAUGGAGCACCAGCUUGAGCUGGAGAACCUGAAAGCAAAGCAUGACAUUGAGACAGCUGUUCAUAUAAAGGAGAAAGAGAGCCUCAAACUGAAGUUGCAGGAGGCUGUGGAUGAAGUGGAAAAAAGCAACAGCAACUGGAAAAUGCAACUGGAAACCAAAAGCAAUCAGCACCUUCUUGAGCUCCAAGAUAUGAAGGACAAGUGUCGAGAUGCGGAGCUGAGGGUGCAUGAACUGGAGAAACUUCACAGUGAAUAUAAAGACCAGACACAAGCAAUAGCUUUCUUGAAAGAGCAGAUUUCUUUAGCUGAGAAGAAGAUGUUGGACUAUGAAACGCUACAGAAAACAGAAGCCCAGAGCAAACAGGAGAUCCACAGACUGCAGGAAAAAGUGCUUGUCUUAGAGAACAAGCUGCAGUCCAUGGAAGCUCUGCAUCCUUCUCAGCAUGCAAAUAUGAUUGAAACUAAUGACAUUUCAGAAGAAAAGAUAAGGAUGAAGCAAACUAUGGAAGACCUCCAAGACAAGCUGAGUAAACGAGACAAAGAGGUGUCAUCACUGGUGUCCCAGACUGAAACCCUAAGGGCCCAAGUAAGUGCUUUGGAAAAUAAGUGCAAAAUUGCAGAAAAGAAGGCAGAUUCAGUGUUAAAAGAGAAGAAGAGGCUGGAAGGUGAGCUGGAAGCCUUGACCAAGAAAACACACGAUGCUUCGGGGCAGCUGGUCCUGAUUAGCCAGGAGCUGCUCAAGAAGGAAAGGAGCCUGAAUGAGCUGAGAGCACUCUUACUGGAGGCAAACCGGCACUCGCCGGGGCCAGAGCGGGACCUGAGCCGGGAGGUGCACAAAGCAGAGUGGCGGUUGAAGGAGCAGAAGCUCAAAGAUGACAUCAAAGGGCUGCGAGAGAAAUUGGUCGUGCUGGACAAGGAAAAAUCAGUAACGGAUCAGAGGCGAUACUCCCUGAUUGACCCCUCCUCGGAGUCAGAAGUGAUCCGGCUGCAGCACCGGCUGGUCAGCACGGAGGAUGUGCUGCGCAACGCGCUGGAGCAGGGCCACCAAAUGGAGAAGCUCAUGGAAGCAAUGAGGCUUUCCUCAGAGAAAACACAGACUGUUGGAAAUUCUGGGUCUGCUAAUGGGAUUCACCAGCAGGAUAAAUCCCACAAACAAGAGGCAGGAUGGCCAGCCUGAGGAAGAGGCAGUGUGGCCUGCUGGGCAGUGCAGGGGGUCAGGGCAUGGAGAAGCUCUGAUAGAGAAGAGGUGGAGAGGAUCAUUUCAUGCCAGUAUCAGCUCCUGUGCACAGUCAGGAAAACCAAUACCGCAUCUGGCUUUAGCACCUCCAAAAGACUAGACACAGUAUUUUCACUUUAAAGCAGGACAAUGUUUAUAAUGUACUAACUGAUGUAAUCAGGACAAUCCUGGAGUCCAGUUUUCCAAGACAGCCGUUGUUCCAGGAGGAAGCAGAAAGAUCUCUCUGGGUUUGGUUUCUUACCUGUAUUGAUUUUGACUGUGGAAUUUGUAUUGUUUGAGCUGCCCUUGCCCCACUGUCUGAUGUGAUCUGGGUCACAGCUGCCCCCGAUGGUAGCUGAAGUGUCAGUGAGUCCCUGUAACCCCACAGGAACUGCAAAGGGAUCUGUUUGUGGUGUUAAGCUCCAAAGCACGUGCCCAGAGGUAGCACGCUUCCCCCAUGGUCUGUCCCUUCCCUUCCACCCACCCCAGUGUCUUGAAGACCUGCACAAGCGAGUGAAACCUGCUGGGCUGAUGGUUCACACCGGUACGCGUAGGCUGAGGAGGACGGCGUGUGGGGAAGCGUCUCCUUCCUCGCCUGGCAGAAGACAUCUGGUUCUGGAGCAUGGAGGCUUCACUUAGUACUUGUAUCAUAGCAUGUCAUGGGAAAUCUGGUUUUAGAGGGGUAUUUAUUUCAUUUCUCACCCACUGCUGUGUGGGUAAGGAGCUGUGGUGGCUCUGAGAUGAGGGGCAGGCACACCUCACUCAAUUUUGGUUGGUCUCUCCCUGCAGAGGGGUCGCUGGGCAGGCCCAAUGAUACCUGGGCCGCAGCCAGGCUGCCCGGCCUGGUCUUCUUGGUUCACUUUCAUCUUUUUUGGGUCUUCUGAGCACCAGGUUCCACAGCCAGCCACAUCCCAGCAUCCCCAGCCCGAGGGCUCCCUGCUGGCUGCAGUCAGUGUGGGACAGGUGCCUUGAGGAGGUGGUUCCCUCCUUGCCUGUUUAAUUUAACAGCUAAUUGGGGAUUGCCUGCCCUUGGCUUUGGUAUAGUGUCUGUCCCCUGCUUCUGGGAAUGGAGGAAACUAAGGUGCUGCUGUGAGCAUUCAUGCAGGCUGUCUAUAUCUGAUGGGUACAGAAAUGCUGUGUGUGACAUGAAUACGAGCAAAUGUAUUACAGAAGGAAUCCAAGUCUGGAGCCCGCACAGCUCUUGGGUCUGCGCAGGGCAGUGCAGGCCCAGGCAAGCACCCAAAUUUGCAGUUGGGAUCCUGAGCGUGCAGGUGGGUGCUGCUGUCUCCUUGUGCCAUGACAGUGGGUACUGGCUGGCUCGCAAAGGAAGCAUGUGGUUUCUUUGGUCUUGUUCCUUCUUCUGGAGGCUUUUCUCCUCUCUGCAUCUUUGCACCACAGCUCCUGGGGAUAUUAGGAUGGAGUAAGAGGAGAAUAUGCUCUUAAAGCUGUGAAACAGCAUCCUAUGAAAGAGUCCAGUUCAGCUUCACUGUUUAGUACUACAGGGAAAAAUAAUAGCAAUAUUUUACCAGGCUUCCCUUAGUGCCUGACUCCUCCAGUUUUCAGAAGCUCUUGUGUUAUGAGUGGACAUCCAUGAACGAGAAGAAGAGAAGAGGCCACUGAGAGGAGAUCUGAGCCAGGCCACGGGCAGACGAACACCACGGCAUGUCAGCUUCAUUUCUUCUUGCCCUGAUUUCCUAUGAAACUGUGCCACUUCUUCUUAGUGGGUUGCAAGGCUGCAUCCGGGCUGCGAUAUAGUGCUGGGCCCUGCUCACUCGCUGCAGGACUGAUGAGCUCUCCCCCCACUCGAAGGAAGAGAGAGGGAGCUGACUUCAGGGGAGUAAAGUGGGUCAGAAAACAUGGCUUAAAUCUGGCUCGGGGGGGGGGGGGGGGGGAUGUGGGAUUUAAUUGGCUGGAAAUGGUUCAAGUGGGAUCCCAUCCUGCCUUGUAGAAGUGUUUAAUCAGUUCUUACUAAUCACCAGGAAGAUCACCACCAACCUGCCUAGCACUGGGAUGUUUCAGGGGAUCAAAAUCCUUCUGGUUGGUGUAUUCAACUCCAUCACUUCAGAAAAUCCCGGAGAGCGUUCCUUGUUACAGCUUGCAAUAGCAAAUACAUCAGCAGGAGCUGCUGUCUUUAAGAAUUUAGGGUUGGUGUUUCCCAAAGUUCUCCUGUUGGCUGAAUGGCCCUGAAGUCACUGUCACAGCUCCUGAUGGCAGCAGAGCGGGGACAAUGCUGGGUGCUCUUUGCCCUGCUGCCUGUCUCCAAGCCCAGUGCUUCACGGACACCCACGGGUGGGAGAGCCCCUUCUGUUUCAUAAUUUAUUUUCCACUUCCCUUGACGAACCUUUGGCUCCGCACAGGGCAGGAUCCCCCAGGAGUGGUUCUGGGGAGCAUGUAUAUGGCUCCAUGAAGGAAUUCCCGAGUCAGCACUGGUUCAGGCUGGGGGAGAAGCUGGCUCCUGCCUCCCCGCAGGGACUGUCCCCUCUGAGCGGCUCAGUCCCACGGCUCCUCCCGGUCAGCUUGGGUGAGACUGCAGGACAGCAGCAGAUGGGUCAGAGCAGGUUUAAAGUUAAUGCUGGUGGUCUUCUCCAGCUGUAAAUAGCUGUGCUGUUCCCUAUGGCUCAGCCAGGAGCUGAUGGCACUUCUCAGCAGAGGCUGUGCCGAAAAGGGCAGCGGGGUGGAGCUGGGUCCCUUGUGUCCGUACCCCCCUUGAGGUGCAGGUCCAUGGGAGCUGCUCCCUGGGUACAGGACACGUUAUCACACACUCUGGGCUUCAGCUCACCCCUGUGAGGUGGCCGGGAGGGGGCUGGCCACCAGCCAUGUCCUCCCUCACCAAAAGGCUUCCCAAGGAUACCUGCCUCCGGUGGCUGCUCUGCAGAGGUUGUCAGAGACCAAGCUAGGGACAAACUUGGAAAGGACAAGGAGAUUCCCCGGCUCCUCUAUUUAUUUGUAAGUUUAAUUGCUAUUUUUGCCUAUUUGUGGUGGUGUAUAAAGUAUUUCUCAAUAUUUGGUCUUACUGGCUUUGUUCUUUGGGGGAGGUUUCCAAGGGCAUUGCAGCGCUGAUGCACCCAUCUCUUGUCGUUGGUCAGGGACUGGUUCCUGUUUGUGCCUUUACUCCCCCUUUGGCUUCAGCCAUGCUCUUGUCUCCAUCCCGGAGAGCCGGCAGGGGGCUGCGUCCCCCCAGCACGGGGCAGGGUGCAGAGCAGGAGCUUGUCCCGUUCCCGCCAGGCUCCUUGGCUCACUACCACUACGGUUAGUGACAGAUUUCUGCUGAAGGCUGAGAAAUUCAGGUAUAUCAUGGCUCCGUGCUGGGCAGGAAAACGUCCUGCUCCAUCUUCAGUCAUUUCUUCUAUAACCCUCUUGACCAAAGGGUAAAAAAAAAAUAAAAAUAAAAAUCAGUCUUGGUUGGUGAUUUCAGCUUUAUUCAUCCUGCAACAGCUGAAGACCUGGACCAAGGGGCAGUACCCUGCUGCUGCCCUACUGCACGGUGGGGUGAAGGCACCAGCCCAGGCUUUUUGGCUCUUGCCUACCCCAGCGGUUCCUCUGGCUUGCAGAAGAGGUGCAUGAGGGUUUCAAUAAAACACAGUAAUGCAAAUGACACUGUAAACAUCUUAACGAAAAUUCCAGUACUCUGUUGUUUGGCAGCUUUAGCAGCUCAACACUAUCUUGUAGGGAAUUAUUAAUACACUAAGAUCGUAUAGGCCUCAUGUAAGUUACCAGAAUAAAGGUGAUACUAGAUGUGUAAAUGGAUGAUAACCUUUUACCCGUACAGUAUGUAUUACAAUUUUGUAGCUUAGUCAUUUUUUGGCUAUCGGAUUUUGUUAGUAUGAUAAAAAAAAAAAAAAAAGACAAAAAAAAGGUUUGACUGCUAAUGUCUAUUUUGUUAUGAUUCAUUUUAUUUCUUCCUCUGUACAAAAGCUGUACAAAUCUCGGUCUGUGUAACUACUACAGAUAUGUAUUCAUGUACCAUCACCCCUGUCCUGGCUUGCUGGUGUGGUGAGCUCAUUACUAAACAAUAAACUCUGUGGCUGAAGUCAG